This is a messenger RNA of Thlaspi arvense, 326 nucleotides long. The record is from the annotation of a GenBank genome assembly. NCBI's taxonomy places the organism in Eukaryota, Viridiplantae, Streptophyta, Magnoliopsida, Brassicales, Brassicaceae.
CAUGAGAAUGUUCUUUCUCCGGCCAAAGAAAGAUAAGUGUUAAGGAUCCAUCAUCUUUUUCAAGCUCUAGUUAUUUCACAAGUUUGAUGCAAAGAAGGAGCCAAAGGCAUGCACCAAGCUUGUUUGUUUCCACAUUUCUCGAGACAAUCUUCACUUUUGUUACAAGGUACCAAUGGAAGAGUGCUUCCACAAGGUUCCUCCGGAUCAAGAAGGAUCUCAGGAGUGGAUUGUACACUGUUAACGAUGACAGAAGCAAUGACGAGAAGCGCAACAAAUUGAAUUUUCGACGACGCCAUUUUUCCGAUAUAUUCAAGAUAUCUAUAUAA